AUGAUUGAAGCUGUCUCAGUUUCUAGUGAUCAUCUCGCAUUACUGGAAAUCAAAUCAGAGAUUACACUUGAUCCUAAAGGUGCAUUGACAUCAUGGAAUGAUUCCCUUCCUUUUUGCCGGUGGAGUGGAGUGACAUGUGGUCACCGCCACCAAAGAGUCACAAUGUUGGAUCUACAAGACUUGGGUUUAGUAGGCUCUUUAUCUCCUUAUCUUGGUAACAUGAGCUUCCUCCGUUACAUUAACUUUUCCAGCAACCAACUUCAUGGAAGUAUCCCUCCUGAGAUUAGUCGUUUAUACCGAUUACAGGUAUUGUCCCUUUCCAAAAAUUCAUUCAGCGGGAAAAUCCCGGCCAACAUUUUUAACUGCUCAAAGCUAUCAUUUAUCAAUUUACAAUUGAAUAAGCUAUCUGGUAAAAUUCCAAAUGCUUUUAAUUCUAAGUCGAUGAUAACUGUGUUAGCCUUAGACAGAAAUCACCUCACCGGUUGGAUUCCACAAUCUAUAGGCAAUCUCACAUCUCUUGAGAAUCUCAGUUUACAUGAUUGUCAUCUAGAAGGGAGCAUUCCUGAUUCCUUUAGUCAAUUAAAAAACUUGAGAAAAAUAGGUCUGGGAGAGAAUGGCCUCGUUGGUGCCUUCCCUUCGUUUAUGUUUAACCUUUCCAUGUUAGAAAUUCUAAGUUUUCCAGACACUCAACUUCAAGGUAGUCUACCCUCCAACUUAUGUUUGAGUCAGCCCCAUCUCACGUGGAUAGGAUUAGGGGGUAAUCACUUCAAUGGUUUCCUUCCACCGUCAAUAUCAAAUUGCUCACAGUUGGAAAUACUUGAACUUCCUGAAAAUUAUUUAAAGGGCGAAAUAGCUGUUGAUUUUGGAAGAUUACAACAUCUUACGUCACUAUCUCUUGGCGACAACAAUUUCGGAAGCAAGGAUCUUGAUGACAUGAAUUUCUUUCCCUCGUUGUCCAACUGCAGCAAUUUGGAAAUGAUGGAUAUUAGCUUCAACCAAUUAGGAGGGGUGCUGCCAAAUUCACUUGGGAAUUUGUCAUCCAAACUUUGGUACCUAGGGAUGAAUUCAAACUAUCUUUCAGGUAGCAUUCCUUCAUCUAUAGGCAAUUUGUUAGGCCUAACCACAUUUUCUUUAAAUGAGAACAACUUCACAGGCUUGAUUCCUGAAAGCAUUGGCAAGCUUCAAAACUUGCAAGAACUGUAUCUUCUUGACAACCAUUUCUCUGGGGUUAUUCCAAGAUCUAUGGGAAACUUGUUGUUGGUGCACUUGUGUCAUUUCAAAGUUGGUAGAAAUCUGUGUCAGACCUUACCUCCUUUUGCCGAAAGUUGA
Helianthus annuus (common sunflower) is the source of this 1329-nucleotide messenger RNA. Its product is annotated as putative receptor-like protein kinase At3g47110. Gene Ontology annotation, molecular function: protein binding. The record is from RefSeq and is a predicted model, not a curated record. NCBI's taxonomy places the organism in Eukaryota, Viridiplantae, Streptophyta, Magnoliopsida, Asterales, Asteraceae. The coding region runs from base 1 to 1329 and encodes 442 amino acids. The transcript is spliced from 2 exons.